Molecule: messenger RNA, 4736 nt
Organism: Syngnathus typhle (broad-nosed pipefish)
Lineage: Eukaryota; Metazoa; Chordata; Actinopteri; Syngnathiformes; Syngnathidae
Gene: asap2a
Product: ArfGAP with SH3 domain, ankyrin repeat and PH domain 2a
Exons: 28
Coding region: 392-3325 (977 amino acids)
Biological process (GO): positive regulation of GTPase activity
Cellular component (GO): cytoplasm
Molecular function (GO): GTPase activator activity; protein binding
Source: RefSeq, a predicted model, not a curated record
GAUGAAACCGUUUUAUUGUUGUUCCCCCCGGCUCGCUGCAGUGAGCCCUUCCACCUCGUUCCACGUUUGAAUACAACGGAGGACAAUAGACUCCACGGAGAGAACUUUGGUGUCUGUAUCGAUCCGAGGGACAACCAUUUAACCUGAAUGGACUGGCAAUACUUCACUGAAAAGCAACUAGAGGUUAAGAAAACGAUCCAUCACCGCGGAGCACUGUGUCGGGGACCGAGUGUUGUCUGAGAUCUACCCAGACAUGGUUCACCGUCAGCCGGGAUCGUCAAGGACACUACUACCGCUUCUUUGAACUUUUACAAACCAACACCGAGAAGAAGGCAUCGGGGAUAAGAGCUCGUAGUCUGCUGUUUAUCAGACAGUAAAGGGAGUUUUAAUUAUGCCUGAUCAAAUCACAGUGUCUGAGUUUGUGGUGGAGACCAAUGAGGACUACAAGUCACCCACCGCCUCCAACUUCACCACCAGGAUGUCCCACUGCAGGAACACGGUGGCCGCACUGGAGGAGGCCUUAGAUGUGGACCGGAGCGUUUUAUACAAGAUGAAAAAGUCAGUGAAGGCCAUCUACACGUCUGGUUUGGCUCACGUUGAGAAUGAGGAGCAGUACACUCAGGCUUUGGAAAAGUUUGGAGAAAAUUGUGUGUAUAGAGACGAUCCCGAUUUGGGCUCGGCGUUCCUCAAGUUCUCCGUCUUCACCAAGGAGCUGACUGCGCUCUUCAAAAACCUGUUCCAGAACAUGAACAACAUCAUCACCUUUCCUCUGGACAGCCUGCUGAAAGGAGACCUGAAAGGAGUCAAAGGGGAUCUGAAAAAACCUUUUGACAAAGCCUGGAAGGACUACGAAACUAAAGUCACCAAGAUCGAGAAGGAGAAGAAGGAGCACGCGAGGCAACACGGCAUGAUCAGGACGGAGAUUAGCGGGGCGGAAAUUGCCGAGGAGAUGGAGAAGGAGAGGCGAUUCUUUCAGCUGCAGAUGUGUGAGUAUCUGCUCAAAGUCAAUGAGAUCAAAAUCAAGAAGGGAGUGGACCUGUUGCAGAAUCUCAUCAAGUAUUUCCAUGCACAAUGCAAUUUUUUUCAGGAUGGUCUCAAAGCUGUGGACAACCUGAAGCCUUCCAUUGAAAAACUAGCGACAGAUCUACACACAAUUAAGCAGGUGCAGGAUGAGGAACGCAAGCAGCUGACUCAGUUACGGGAUGUUCUUAAAACAGCGCUACAAGUGGAGCAGAAGGAGGAAUCGCAGGUGCGCCAAAGCACUACUUAUAGCUUACAUCAGCCACAAGGCAACAAAGAGCACGGCACUGAGCGCAGCGGCUAUCUUUACAAGAGAAGUGAUGGGUUGAGGAAAGUGUGGCAGAAGAGGAAAUGCACAGCUAAGAAUGGAUACCUCACGAUCCCACACAGCACGGCGAACAGACCGCCAGCCAAACUCAAUCUGCUCACCUGUCAGGUGAAGCACAAUCCGGACGAGAAGAAGAGCUUUGACCUCAUAUCACACGACAGAACGUAUCACUUCCAGGCCGAAGACGACCAGGACUGCCAAAUCUGGAUCUCAGUGCUCCAGAACAGCAAGGAGGAGGCGCUGAACCAGGCUUUCAAAGGCGACCAUCACGUCGGCGAGAACAACAUCGUGCAGGAGUUGACCAAGGCCAUCCUGUCUGAAGUGAAGAGGAUGACAGGGAACGACGUGUGCUGCGAUUGUGGAGCGCCCAACCCGACGUGGCUGUCCACCAACUUGGGCAUCCUCACAUGUAUCGAAUGUUCCGGCAUCCACCGGGAGCUGGGCGUCCACUACUCCAGGAUCCAAUCGCUCACUCUGGAUGUACUCAGCACCUCCGAGCUCUUGCUGGCCAAGAAUGUGGGGAAUGCAGUCUUCAAUGAAAUCAUGGAAGCAGGUUUAAGUGCCGAAAACGCAGUGAAACCCAACCCGGCCAGUGACAUGCAGGCGAGGAAAGACUUCAUCGUCGCCAAGUACACCGAGAAACGUUUCGCCAGGAAGAAAUGUCCCGACACAGCUUCGCGACUCCACACGCUGUGCGACGCCGUCAAAGCUCGUGACAUCGUUUCCCUCAUUCAGAUUUACGCUGAGGGAGUGGACUUGAUGGAACCCAUACCGCUAGCUAAUGGACAUGAGCAAGGAGAGACCGCCCUCCAUCUGGCUGUCAGGCUGGUGGACAGGACCUCUCUUCACAUCGUCGACUUCCUCACCCAGAACAGUUUAAAUUUGGAUAAGCAGACAGCCAAAGGCAGCACGGCGUUGCACUACUGCUGUCUGACUGACAACAGUGAAUGUUUGAAGCUGCUGCUGAGGGGAAAAGCCUCCAUAGACAUCCCUAACGAGGCCGGGGAGACGCCGCUGGACAUCGCUCGCAGGCUCAAACACCAUCAAUGUGAAGAGCUGUUGAACCAAGCCUUGGCAGGGAAAUUCAACGCGCACGUCCACGUGGAGUACGAAUGGUGCCUGCAGCAUGAAGACUUGGAUGAGAGUGAUGAAGAUCUCGAUGAGAAGCCCAGCCCCCACCGCAGAGAAGAGCGUCCGGUCAGCUGUUACACACCGAGCACAAACUCCCACCUGGCUAAGGACAAGCAACGCUCCUAUCUGCCAAAUUUGGUCAACAACGAGACCUACGGCACCAUCGUAAACAACAACCCACCUCAGCCCGGUCUGCCCGCCACCACCUCUGCGCCACCGCUACCCCCGAGAAACCUUGUCCAGUUGGCGGGCCUCGGCGGGAUGAAUCAGCCCUCGUCGUCAGGCAGCUGGAAGCCAGCUUCCAUAGACCUGGUUGGUCGGCAACGGUCGUCUUCGGAUCCCCCCAACAUGCACCCCCCGGCGCCACCUGUUCGGCUCACCUCUACAGCAGCUAAGCAUGACACAAGUUUGGGCGCUUCUCCUGCAGGGAAGAUUGACACAAUGAGUUUACACUCCAAGUCAAGUCAAGGAUCUGCUGGAUCUAGAAGCAGUCAACAAAAGUCGUCGGCAGGCAAUGAUAAAAGUUUCAACCGAACGCCAGCAAAUCGGACAGCGUCUAUCGAACGGCCAACUAAGGAAGUGCCAGUAUGCCCCCAGAACUCCAUAGGUCACGUUCUACCUCCAGCCCACCACUCCAGGAAGCCCUACACUAAGCACAGGCCGAAGCGAGUGAAGGCCAUGUAUAACUGUAUGGCAGACAACCCAGACGAACUGACCUUCUCGGAGGGCGAGGUCAUUGUGGUGGAUGGGGAGGAAGACCAGGAGUGGUGGCUGGGCCACAUUGAAGGAGAACCGAUGAGACGAGGAGCCUUCCCGGUCACCUUUGUACACUUUAUUGUGGACUGAAAUGUCACUGCAGGGGAGGUCAGCAAGUCCAAGUCUUGGUGACCGUGAUGACAUUCGAUGUGUUUUUGAACCUCUUGCUGUUUGUGACUAGAACACAAUUGAAAUGAUUGUCGUGAAGGACAUCUCACAAUAAAUACACUUUCCCUUGCCGCGCCGUCACACAUGAUGGAAGGUUGUGCACCACUCAAUUCCUCCUGCUCCUUCUCCUCCUUCACUGUACACGAGCAAAUCAAAAUCCAUUUAAAGAGGAGGUUGGCGUCACCAUGCCACUUUACAAACAUGCCCAACGAUGGCAGGAGGUUUCCCACUCGUACCAUUUUGGGAGAGGGGAAAAAAACAAUUGUGUCACGCUUGCUCUGCCUUAUAAUGAAAAAUGAACAACAACACUUUAUUUAUUCGUCAGAUGAUGAGGCUUUAUAUGGGUAAUAUAUGUGCGUGUGCUCCACCUGUCAUCUGCCUUAUUAAGCAGCUAGGUAAAUGUAAAAAUCAUAUCUGGCCUCAUUUUGAGUGCGUUCUUAUUUGGUCAAUGCAUAGAGAAUACUUUUGGAUGGCAAAGAGACAAGAAAAUGUCGAAAUACGGGAAAAAGUUAUUUUGUUCACUACAUUAAUAACCAAUGGUAAAUGUAUUGUUUGCAUAACUAAACAUGAUUCCGUUUAGAUUUUGCUAGAAAUUACAAAGAUCCUUUAGAAUGCUGCAAAAUUCUACUCCAUGUCGGACUAAUUUUCAAAAUGCAGAAAAAAAAAAACACCAAAAAUGUUCAUUACUGUAAUAUAUAACACAACUUUGUUUUUUGUAUCAUUUACAGAUACUCCGAAUUUGGCCAGAAUAAGAAUACUUUUGAAUGUACCUGUAUGUAUGCGCUCAUCCACGACAUGUUACCAUUCUGCCUUUACGUAGACUUUUCUUUGUGCGUUGACAUUUCGAUUGGCCCGCACAAGAAAAAUGCACGCAUAAGCGCCAUUGACGCCAGUAGAAUGUAUGUGUGUGUGUUUUAGACAUGUCAAACUAGUGGCUUUUUCAGCAACUAACAUCCUCCUCCCUCCAUUUGUACAGUGUUUUUUUUUUUUCCAUAUUAACACAAUCAUUCAAUGUAAUUAAAAUGUGUUGCAGAGCAACUGUGUGUAUACAAAAGUCAACGUUCUGAUGUAGGAGAAGGCAUUUAAAGCCGAGCCUUGCUGAGUGUCUAGGAAAAUUGCAGCUAAUAUUCAUGGUGUUUAUUCUGACUAUUAUUAUUAACUCACUGGAAACAGGAUGUAAUCUAUACAUGUGUACAUAGGUGUGUUAUUUAAAUGUAAAGAGACUGUGGGUAACACAGCUGGACUAUAGUGUGAGUUUAAAAAUAACAUCUGUUGUCAUGAUUGACUCUGUAUGUAAAUGGGAAAUUAAACUGGAAUAAAAUAAUCAAAAGAG